Messenger RNA from Coffea eugenioides, 1265 nucleotides. Its product is annotated as 2-methylene-furan-3-one reductase-like. The transcript is spliced from 4 exons. Lineage: Eukaryota; Viridiplantae; Streptophyta; Magnoliopsida; Gentianales; Rubiaceae. Gene Ontology annotation, molecular function: zinc ion binding; oxidoreductase activity, acting on the CH-CH group of donors, NAD or NADP as acceptor. The coding region runs from base 54 to 1028 and encodes 324 amino acids. The record is from RefSeq and is a predicted model, not a curated record.
UCCCAUACACAAAGAAAGAAAGAAAUAGUAGAUCCCAGCCAAAUUAUUCACCCAUGGCAACCAGUACUCCAGUUAGCAUCCCCUCUAAAAUGAAGGCAUGGGUCUAUGGCCAGUAUGGGAAACCCGAGGAUGUCCUUAGAUUGGAAUCCGAGGUUGAUGUUCCUGAAGUAAAUGAUGAACAGGUUUUGAUCAAAGUAGCUGCUGCAUCCCUGAAUCCAGUCGACAUCAAAAUGAUGGCUGGUUUAUUUAAGGCCACUGAUUCUCCUGUGCCCACUGUUGCGGGAUAUGAUGUCGCGGGCGUGGUGGUUAAAGUUGGAAGCAAAGUAAAGGAAUUCAAUGUCGGGGAUGAAGUAUAUGGAGGCAUUCACGAGCAUGCUUUGAAUAACCCAAAGGGAUCUGGGUCACUGUCAGAGUACGCUGCAGUGGAGGAGAAGGUAGUAGCUUUGAAGCCCAAGAAUUUGAGUUUUGCUGAGACAGCUAGUCUUCCUCUUGCCGUUGAAACAGCGUACGGGGGCCUUGAACGCGCAGGGUUUUCAGCUGGUCAAUCCAUUCUCGUUCUGGGCGGUGCUGGUGGAGUCGGAUCUUUGGUCAUUCAGCUGGCAAAGCAUGUCUUUGGUGCAUCCAAAGUGGCAGCUACUUCUUGCGCUGGGAAACUGGAGUUGCUUAAAACCUUAGGUGCUGAUUUGGCAAUAGACUACAAAAGGGACAAGUAUGAAGAUUUGCCAGAGAAAUUUGAUGUGGUAUAUGAUACCGUUGGCGAGAGUGGCAGGGGUAACAAGGCAGUAAAAGAAGGCGGAAGCGUGGUGACAAUCGUGGGGGGCAGGCCAGUGGUUCCCCCUGCCUUCGUAUUUGAUGUCACUUCAACUGGCACUGUCUUAAACACACUCAAACCUUUCAUAGAGGAGGAGAAACUGAAGCCGGUGAUUGACCCUAAAAGCCCAUUCCCAUUCUCUCACACCAUUGAAGCAUUUUCCCAUCUUCAAACUGGCAGAGGUACCGGCAAGGUGGUCAUAUAUCCAAUUCCCUGAUCACUAAUCAUUGCCCCGAAUCCCUGGACGCAUCAUAAACUUUUACUACUAAGGUGGCGUUUGGUUUUGGAAAUUUUAUGAUGUACAUACAUGUAUUGUAUCACGAAUCAAAUGAUUCUAAGAUGUACAUACAUGUAUUGUAUUAUGAAUCAAAUAAUUCUAAGAUGUACAUACAUUGUGAUAAAUGUAUAUUCAUUCAUAAUUUAUAUUAAUGUAUGUGGGGUUCGUUGAAUGUAA